Mya arenaria is the source of this 9762-nucleotide messenger RNA. RefSeq lists its product as uncharacterized. Lineage: Eukaryota; Metazoa; Mollusca; Bivalvia; Myida; Myidae. The transcript has 10 exons. Bases 267 to 2963 code for a protein of 898 amino acids. Gene Ontology annotation, biological process: regulation of apoptotic process. The record is from RefSeq and is a predicted model, not a curated record.
CUUAAUAAUCGGUUGUAUAGUUUUGAGUGACUAUAAUAGCUGAUAAGAUAAUGAAACAAUGGACAUUAUUUAUAUACAUUGUCCUUCCUCCUACAUCAUAUUACUAACGAAGUAAAGAUAUUUUUUAUAAUACUUAUUACAGAAAUACGUAUCAGUGUUCAAAAACCAGAUAUCUGGAGUUACACGGAGUUUGUAGGAGCAGCGUUCAUAAGAAGUAAUAUAUUCGACGGUAACUUUUAGAAGGGGAAGCAAAUCAAAUACAAACAAUGGCAGAUACAAAAACUGAUGCAGACGUUGACACGACUACCAGCAUCAUGGAUAGCCUUUUAAAAGAACAGGAGUUUAGUAAAUUAAGACAAAAAAUUAAACAUGAAAAAGGCACAGCUCAGGAUUCAAAUGAAAAGGAAAGACAGUCGUCAUUGGAUACACCCGAUCCAUCAAUAUUAAGCACAAGUAAAAAGCGAGAAAAAUUAGAGCAUUUUUGGAAACAAGACUCGAGACAAAGAAGGCGUAGAAGAAAGCAGCUAACUAAAAGCGAUGUUCGUAACGAAACUGCAAGAAUACUUGAGGAGUUUCUACAAAACCAACUGAGGCAACAGGAUGUGCAGACAUCGCAUAAAUACCAGAGAGUGGUGGAAGUCGAUGUUACAGAGACAACUACACCAAGUGGUGGAAGUUCUGGGUAUAUGGCAUCAAAGAGUAGUUUAUUGCGCGAAGACUCUAUUCCUUUUGCUGAUGAAAGCGAUACUGAAUUAAAGAGAGCAGAAAGUCUACCACAUGAUGAAAUUGCUAACAUUGAAAGUAUGUAUGCUGGUAAAAUACGAAAUAAAGUUUCAAUUAAACAUGAGAAAUCCAAAUCUGCACCGUAUGCAGGUACAGAGGAUGAUUAUGUUAAUUUUGGGGAUAGGUACGGUAAAAAGGUUCGCCCUACCCCACCCCCGCCUCCCGGCACGCCCCACACACCUUCAGAAAAGGGCUCAAAUAGAAGCUCUAAAGAGGACGUUUAUGUGUAUCAAUCAGUGCCUUACACUGGAGAAAGGACAUCAGAAAAAUCACGUGCAGGAAGUCAUAAAUCUAAUGAAGGUUUGAAAGAACACGUUACAGCGUUCUUUGGAGCCAGGGAAGAUGAAAGAUCUACAGAAGAGUCAAAGCCAGAUUCUAUAUUUAGCUCCUAUACUUCUAGUACAGAUAAUAAUCUAGAUUCUAGCAACCUUAAAAAAGAAUCAAAAAGUGACUCCAGUCAUAAACAUGGUCCCGAUUCAGUUACCAGUCUAAUACAUAGAGGUGACAAAGUAGACAAACUUCCUUUUUCUCAAAGUCAAUCUAAUGACCCAUCGUCUGAUUCCAGCAACCAGCCUGUGGUUCGACCGAAAAAAUUCAAAAACAGAAAACCUACAUCCUUGUCCCUAAGACACAAAGACUGCUCGGAUAGUGAUACGGACAGUGUUAAAAAGCCUGAUGCCCAUGGUCGAAAGAAAAAGUCGAUGUUUAAAAAAGCAAGACACCAAAUUUCAACUAUUUUAAGGUUGAAAAAACCAAAGGCCAGUCCUGAUGAAUUGGAGAAUGACGAAGUUGACCAUUCUCCAAAACAGAAGCAUCGAAGGCAAAUGGAGGAAAAAGAUGCAGAUGAUGACAGAGCUGAAGAUGAGGCUGAUAUGUUCGAAUCAGACGGUUUUGAUGUCCAUGAGUUUGCCGGUAACAAUGUUAUGGAAGAGCGACACAUACAUACUGACAAACACAUACACCAGACACAUUCCGGAAAGGAUCGUAAAACCGUGUUGAGAACUGAAAACACGAUGGAAAGCAUUGAUGUCAUCGAUCACCAGGAUCCUUCUAAAAAUCGGCACUAUGAUGCUCAUUUGCGUGUUCGGGAAAGUUCACACGGGGGAUUCAUGGGACGAUUACGAAGUCUGACCUCGAGAAAUAAAGUGAAAGGUUCGAAGUCACAGCAGUUCCCACAUAGCAACAACGACAAUGAUGGACCACAUGGUGACUACAGUCAGAUGGUAUCAUUACCAGGCACAAGUGGCGGUUAUAAUCCAGAAGAGAACAGAAUUAACACUUACGAGGGCGGAUUUUCAACUACGAACAUAAGACGAAGGCAGCCAGGAGCGGGUAUAAGCGAAAUACAUACAACACAGGUGACAGCAGAAGACGAGAUAAAACGCCAUUCCAGCCAUCUUGAUAUCAUAGAUCCAGAGGGCAAUAUGAUUGAUCGAAUUUACUAUGAUACGACAGAAGAUGAUGUUUUACCAAGGAACAAAUCGUUCGACUACAGAAAACAAAUGGAAAUCACUGAGCGUCGUUUCCGAGGGCAGAAUGGAGAUCGAUUGGUGCGGGACUGUGACACACAUAGCCACAUGGACAUGGACUUGGAUACCGAUGGACCAGUUCCAGAGGGUCCAGACAUAAGUGUUGAGAUGGAAGAUGAUGAAGACCUGUACGGCAAGAUCGCAGAACGUCUCGCCCACAUCGGUGACAAUUUUUUAAUUGAACGGGACAUCAAAAGUCCGUGCGUAAGCCCACGAAGAAAGCCCUCUCCUGAGGAAGAGCAGAAAAUGGUCUCCGAGUCAGAUACCAUGGAAAAGUCCACCCUGACACCCUUAGAGCAGGAGAUUCGAGAUGAACUCCGGGCCUUUGCUGAUAGAUUAGAUGAUGGGAUGGCCUCUAAUGCACGCCAAGCAGCUAUACGCAUCUCUGGGAUUGUAACCUACAAACAUUUCCAAGAUGUGAUCGAAGACACGGUGGGUAAGGAAGAUGGCUGGGCGCAGAUUGCGGCUGUGUUCAGAUUCACGAAAACCGCCAUCCAAGCGGCGGGCGCUGGUGGUUCUCUGGCAUUGUCAAUUAAAGAGAACAGUCUACGCUUCAUAGAAGAUCGAUUUGCCGAUUGGAUUGUUGGCCAAGGGGGCUGGGACAGCAUGCUAUCAGACGAUGAAUCUGAUGUAGACUCAGAACUCGACUGAAGUAUGUCUCCAAAUUGUCAAAAGUUAGGGGGCAUUGCUCUGUUCCAGUGAUACCAUGCAACAUACCAGACAUUGCUACCUGCUAUGAUCAGCAUUGUAGGGUUGUUCAGAAGGCAAUAUGACAGAAUCAUGUGGUCAUAUUGAAAAUAACCUGGUGAUAUUGUGAAAUGCCAUUGUUAUGAUAAUGUUUUAUCGGAGUGGAUUUCAAUUUGACAUGGGACAGGAUUUUGACUUAUGUGUGAAAAAAUAGGCACCAAUGGCCAAAUCCAGAAAGUAAGUCUUGGAGCUUCAAAGGCAAUCUGCAAAUAACAGGAUUGCCAAAUGAUAGUCAGUUGAAUCUGAGGCUGGUUUGAUAAAGUCUAUAUCAAUGAUGAGAAAUUAUUUUCCCGCCUUAACUCUUUAAUCUCAUUAGACAGCAAUAAUAACAAUCAUAUAUAUACAUAUUAAUUUUUGUCACAGAGAUGAGAACAUUGUGGCCAUCUGAUCAACGAGCAUUUAACAAAAUAUCGUAUCAUUGAGACUUCAGUUUCAUGUGAAGUGAGUGUCAGAAACUUACUGAAAAGUUUUACUUUCGAAAUGUUUUAAACAUUGUCCAAUGAAGCUAUUAUAUGUAUUUGAAAUAGAUAUUCUAAUUACUCAGAAAUGUCAAAUCGAAAAUUUAAAUGUACAAUACGCUUGUUGAUAAAAUGGGACCAUUACGCACAACAUAUACUGUGAAUGUUGGAAUUGUUCGUAAAGUUGUUCUAGAUAAGUACUUGCAAAAUCUAUGUGGGCCGAUGGUUCAAAACUGUCGAUGUCAACAAUGAUGUAAAUGAAAUUGUUUGUAACUUUUAAAGGUGAAAUAUUUAUGAUGUACAAAUAUAUUUAAGUAAAAGAACCCAUACUUUAAACAGUUGUCUCAAUAAUUGUGAAAAGUACUGCAGAUCACAUGCUUGUCCAUGAAACUUUCAGAUUAUUUGAAAGAUUUGAAAGUUAACAACAAACCAGUUAACAACGUUGUUAACUUUAACAAUGUUCUGAACAAUCGGCUCAGUAUUUCACUAUGCUUAUAAGUAGAAGCCAUAAAAGCUUGUUCUUCCUUGCCUUAUAUGUCACCAUUAUAUUUACUGAUGAAGAGAUUAUACAUGUACAUGUCCUAACAUAAAGUGUGUUCAUUUACGUGCCAUAAUGUUUAUUAUCUCAACAUUUCGACAGCUCAGCUCUGUACAGUCCUAUCUCCAUAAAAACAUCCGUUGCGACUGACCCGUGCUUUGGGCUAUUCCAGUGGAGGGUGGGGGGUGGAGGCAAUUAUUUGAAAAGUAUAUGGAUGGGUGUCUUUUUUCACUUAUUUGGACCCCAAAAGGGUAAAUUUGCUUCUGUAGGGGGGUAGCAUAAUAUAAAAGUGCCUCUCCCCGGGGGUUAUAUGUUUAAAUGGAAUAGCCCUUAGCCAUCAAUAUGUAAUAUUCCAAUGUUGCAGCAUGAAUUAGAUAAGACAUCAUAAGUGAUACUUUUAGUCACCUGAAAAAUCAACAAUAGCAGCAAAUAUGAAAUUUGUCGGUUUUUGUCAUGAUGUUUUAUUUGGCUCAGUGUUGUAGUUAUAGUUAGCAUGGUCAGAGUGUAAUCAUUUCAGUCAGGCAAAAUUUAUGUGGGAUGGUCUAUGACAAUAUUACUCGUAGUGUUUUUUUUAUUAUACAAAAUUUGAUACAUGUGUUUACAAUAACAAUAUAUACAUAAGGGAACACCAAAUUGAUGUUUCGUAAGAGUGAUUUACCAAAUUUUUCUAAGAAAAUUGAGUCUGAACAAUGUCAUAUUUUCACACAAAUGAAUGCCAAAAGACGCUUUUUUGUGUAAAUAAUGUCACAUCAACGCAAAAUGUAUGUGAAUGGAGCGAACAGUGAUAUAUAGUGACCUCUCCUUCAAAUAACACAAAAAACAAACAGAAAAAAGAAGCUUAUUAUUCAAGAUAACCUUUGAAAAUAUGAUUUGGCCUUUGUCUGCUCUUGUGUUUUAGCUAAAUGAAAACAAAAUAUUUUUAUGCUCAAAUUUCUUUCGACAAAAAACUGUGAAACAAAACAUUUGUUUGGUGUGUCAUAAUGUGAACAUGUAUACAUGCUUUACUUUGGAUUAACAUAUAUGUUUUUCUUUUAUUUUUGCUCAAUUCAAUUUCAUUUGAAAAGGUGUUUCAAAUUGAAGGAUUUGGAUGGGUGUUUAUUUUCUUUUGAAAGUUAUUGUGUUGACUGCUGUUUUGUUAUAUUGCUCAUAUUUUAUUGUUGCCUUCCUUGCUUUUAUUCAUUUUUAUCGUGAAAAAAGUGCAAUUGAUAUGUUUUGCUAUGUGUAAUAUAUAAUAGUUUUACAUUGUUUGAUCAAACAACUGUGAUUUAAUCAUGCUGUAGAAUAUAGCAUUAUCUCUUUGGAGUGAAAGUUAAUUAUUUUUAAAUGUUAUAUGUAAAUUUACAAGUUUGUACAAUUGAUCGAUUGCUUGAUGUAAUGUGUUUUAGGAAGUGCUAGAUAUACUUUAAAACUGCCUAGGUCCGUUUCUUUAAACAAUAUUAGUCAUAAAUGCAAAAAUGGCACAGAUGGGAACUAAUUAAACAGAUUUGUUUCCUUGUCUUUCAACUUUAAUACUGGGACAGUGCUUGUCUUUCAACUUCAAAACUGGCUCAGUGCUGGUCUGUUCAACUUGAAUACUGGCUCAGUGCUUGUCUUUCAACUUCAAAACUGGCUCAGUGCUGGUCUGUUCAACUUGAAUACUGGCUCAGUGCUUGUCUUUCAACUUCAAAACUGACUCAGUGCUGGUCUGUUCAACUUGAAUACUGGCUCAGUGCUUGUCUGUUCAACUUGAAUACUGACUCAGUGCUUGUCUGUUCAACUUGAAUACUGGCUCAGUGCUUGUCUGUUCAACUUGAAUACUGGCUCAGUGCUUGUCAUUCAAUUUGAAUACUGGCUCAGUGCUGGUCUGUCCAACCUGAAUAAUGCCUCAGUGCUUGUCUGUUCAACUUGAAUACUGGCUCAGUGCUUGUCAUUCAAUUUGAAUACUGGCUCAGUGCUGGUCUGUCCAACUUGAAUAAUGCCUCAGUGCUUGUCUGGUCAACUUGAAUACUGACUCAGUGCUUGUCUGUUCAAUUUGAACACUGGCUCAGUGCUUGUCAUUCAACUUGAAUAAUUGCUCAGUGCUUGUCUGUUCAACUUGAGUACUGGCUCAGCGUUUGUCUUUUCAACUUGAAUAAUGGCUCAGUGCUUGUCUGUUCAACUUGAGUACUGGCUCAGCGCGUGUCUGUUCACCUUGAAUACUGGCUCAGUGCUUGUCUGUUCAACUUGAGUACUGGCUCAGCGCGUGUCUGUUCAACUUGAAUACUGGCUCAGUGCUUGUCUGUUCAACUUGAAUACUGGCUCAGUGCUUGUCUGUUCGACUUGAAUACUGGCUGCAGCUCUUACAAAUACAUAGCAACAUUGGCACCUAAAUCAUUUGACUUUACAAUUAUUUUUAAGAACUUAGAUAAAACGGGACCCUGGGUAUUGUUCAUUGUCUUGUUAUAGUACAAAAGUGAACUGGAUAAAUCCAAUUUUUUGUAAAAUGUUGUUGCAUACCUCUAUUGUUGCAGUCAUGUGGACGGCUAUGUAGUUAAACUUUUUGGGGCUUUGUCGGUUUCGUGGCUACUAAAUAACAAAGUGUAACACAGACUAUUUGGGGUCAUGUGAUCAAAAUUUUUAGGAGUAGUUUGCAUGUGUACAGUAUAUUGUUAAAAAAUCGAGUAAAUGCAGUUUUUUUAUGGUAAUGCUGAUGGAAGAUCAACAAAUCUUGCUCCAAUUUUCUUAAACAUCUUUAGUCUCUUGACACAAGGUGAAGCUAAGCUCACUGUAUAAAUUGUGUAAUUUGUGAAAGAGUUUUGCGAUUUUAAAAUUAUUAUAAUAAAAUGUUUGUUUUUGCAGAAAAUCAAGUUUAAGCAAGUAAUUUAGCUACUAGUGUAUGAAAUAAGAUACUUUAACCUGUUACGCUUAGAAUGUGCCAAGAAAUUGGGAUCUAUGACCGUUACACUUUUUGUCCAGAUCGGAUAUACAGUACAGCUGGGUCAAUAUUCAUAAAAUUUAUCUUAAGUCAUUUUCGUGGCCAUUAGAUCUAAUUUCUUAAUAAUUUCUGAAAUAAAAUUAUAGAUGUCUUAAGAAUAAUGGCUAGACUCGUAUGAAUAUAUGUUUUAAAGGUCCAGUGAUAUUUUCUUAUAUUUUUUGUUAAAAUAAUAUUCUUCUGCUUUUAACAAACUGUUUUCCGAGCAAGAGAGUGUGUGUGUUUUCCGAAAUAAUUUCAUAAUUGAAAGAAACACUCAGCCUCUAUAGAUAACGGUAUCGGAACUCUUAUUUGUUAAAUUUCUUAAUGUCACAUUUACAUAUACUUUCGAAUUCCAAUAAACGUUAUCUGAAGUUACCAUUAACCAAUUUCAAAAUUUAUUGUACAAAGGCUUCUGGUCCUUAUAACUGUAUGAUACAUUCUGAAAAUGCACUUGAUUUUAUUCAUGAUAUUUUAUACGUCAAUCAGAUAUUGUUUUUUUUCGAUUUUUAGCUCGACUAUUCGAAGAAUAAGGAGAGCUAUACUACUCACCCUGGCGUCGGAGUUGGCGUCACACCUUGGUUCAGGUUUUGCAUGUAAGCACCUUUAAGUCAUUAUCUCAGUAAAUACAUCAGUUAUUGCAUUGAAACUUUGGAUAUGUAUUCCCAACUAUCUUACAUACUAAAUUAAUGAAGUUAUAUAACAAUUAUUUGAAUAUAAUGCAAAUAAUAGGCCUUUACUAUUCGACUUAGAAAUUCUGGUUAAGGUUUUGCGUGUAAGCACACAUAGGUUAAUAUCUCAGCAACUGCUUGAGGUAUUGCAUUGAUACUUGAUACAAUGGUACUCAACCAUCCAACCUAAUAAAUUAACCAAGUUAGAUAACUCUAGUUUGCAUUUAAUGCAAAUAAUUGCCCUUUAUUAUUUGACUUAGAAAUUCUGGUUAAGGUUUUGCAUGUAAGCACACAUAGGUUAAUAUCUCAGCAACUACUUGAGGUAUUGCAUUGAGACUUUAUACAAUGGUAGUCAACCAUCCAACCUACUUAAUUAACCAAGUUAGAUAACUCUAGUUUGUAUUUAUUGCAAAAUAAUUGCCCAUUAUUAUCCGACUUUGAAAUUCAGGUUAAGGUUUUGCAUGUAACCACAUUCAAGUCAAUAUCUCAGCAAAUAUAUCAUGUAUUGCAUUGAAACAUUACAUAUUAAUUCCCAGAUAACACUUUUUUUUAAUACAAUGCAAAUUAUGGGCCUUUAUUAUUUGACUUAGAAAUUCUGGUUAAGGUUUUGCAUGUAAGCACACAUAGGUUAAUAUCUCAGCAAUUACUUGAUGGAUUGCAUUGAGACUUUAAACAAUGGUACUCAACCAUCCAAUCUACUUAAAUGACCAAGUAAGAUAACUCCAGUUUGCAUUGAAUUAAAAGAAUGGCCCCUUUUUUAUUCGACAUAGAACUUCUGGUUAAGGUUUUGCAUGUAACCACUUUUAAGUCAAUACCUCAGCGAAUACAUCAUGUAUUGCAAUGAAACUUUACACACAGGCUCCCAUCUAUUUAACCUUCUUAUUUAAUCAAGUAAGAUAACUCUAUCUUUUAUAAUAUAUAAUUUUUGCCCCUUUAGUAUGCGACUUAGAAAUUCUGGUUAAGGUCUUGCAUGUUAGCACACAUAGGAUAAUAUCUCAGCAACUUUUUGAUGUAUUGCAUUGAGACUUUAUACAAUGGUAUUCAACCACCCAACUUAAUUGAAUAACUAAGUUAGAUAACUAUUUUGCAAAUAAUGGCCCUUUAUUAUUAGACUUGGAAAUUCUUGUUAAAAUUUUGCAUGGAACCAAAUUUAUGUUAAUAUCUCAGCACACCAUGUAUUGCAUUGAAAUCUAAUCUAACAGUGGUCCAUGCAUGUUUCGCCAAAACUUUUCAAUCCUUACAUUGAAAAGCGGCGGAAUAGUCGAGCGCGCUGUCUCUGUGACAGCUCUUGUUAUAAGCAACGUUUUAUUAUUUGUAUUUGAAUUGAGAAAACUUAAGUUAGAUUUUUGUAUGUAAAAAAGUAAUAGAACAAACUGUUUUUGAAACUUGUUUUUUUUUUCUUAUAUUCAACUUUAAAUGCACAGAUAUGAUCUCAUUAUCUUGUAUAUACAUUUGUAGUGUGGUUUAAAUCAAAGACAUUGUACACUGAAUCUGAUCAUUAUUAUCACCGUUGCUUUUUGUAAAAAAAAUAAUAAAACUACAAGAACAAGACCAGUAGCUACACGCAUCACAGUGUAAAAUAGACAUACUCAGGCCCUGAACGAGAGACACACGUCACAAUAUUUAAUAGACUUAACAGGCACUGAACGAAGGCCAACGUCACAAUGUGAAAAUAGAUCUAACGGGCACUAAACGAGAGGCACACGUCACAGUGUAAAAAUAGACAUAAAAGGCACUGAACGAGAGACACACGUCACAAUGUAAAAAUAGAACCAACAGACCCUCAACAAGAGACACACCUCACCAAGUAAACAAAAGGUAUAACAGACCUCAACAAAACACAAAAGACUGAAUAAAAUAACAACAUACAUACACAUUGUGCUUGUACUAUGUCAUUGACGAUAUUUUGUAUUUUGUUAUGGUUGUCGUCUUUCGUUAAGUGUGUAAUGGACCUCUGAACACGGUCUUUGUUAAAUGGUAGCUUUCUGAGCUUGUUUGUUUUAUGAUUAUUUUCUUGACUUCUCAAAUUCUUAUAAGAUACGAAACAUUCCACAAAGUGGUAUUUGUACUUUUUCCUACAUAGUCAAAGACAAUAAAUAUUAUUAAA